Perognathus longimembris pacificus (Pacific pocket mouse) is the source of this 2929-nucleotide messenger RNA. RefSeq names its product ring finger protein 133 (gene Rnf133). The record is from RefSeq and is a predicted model, not a curated record. Lineage: Eukaryota; Metazoa; Chordata; Mammalia; Rodentia; Heteromyidae. The transcript has a single exon. The coding region runs from base 1490 to 2671 and encodes 393 amino acids.
GAUUACAGACAUAAACCACCAACACCUGGUAACAUUCUGUCUUUAUGCCGCUUUUUGUUGGGUCCGUAGAACACUGCUCUUUUCUGCCUUUUUUAACCAAUUGUGGAUUCACAUAUCCUAAGAAGUAUGGGCUCUCUUACUCCUGGUGUGAUCCAACUAAAAUGUUAGCAUCCUGUAUAUAGAAGCCAGAGACAUUUGUGUUCAAGACAAAAGCUUUGCCUUUAAUUUCUCAGCUACUGAAAAAGCCACAAGAAAGUGUGUGACAGCAACUGUGGCUACCCAUGUUUUCAUGUUACCCCUUAGUUUUUAAGUCAUUGUGUGCCUAUAACCUGAAGGUAGUAAGAACAGAGACAGAGCUGGCAGUGUAUGUGGGAUGUUUGCUGUGUCUUGCCAGUAAUUAAAUUUGUCUGUUUCUGACCUUUCCCAUUGCUGCUGUCAGUGGUUUACUUUAACUGUUGACCUUGCAGUUUUUAAAAAUAACAGCAGUAUUAAAGGGACUUUUGCUAAGCUAGUACUGAUCUAUUUUGUUUCUCCAUCUACCUUCUCUCCUCUUCCUUCAGACUGUGGUUAGGUUGGUAACUGAUGAUAGGGUCUUCAGAGAAAUGAACAUCUCUUAAGUAUUAGCCUUUUGGCCUUUUGUCUUCAUUCCAGUCACCUGUAUAUUCUAUUAAUGUAAGUAGAAGGAAGUGAGACAGAAGUAGAUGUAUCAGGAUAACUUAUUUUUAAAAAUCCAAAAGAUAAAUCCCCUCAACGGGAGAAAGUUUGAAUUAAAUAAGUACAAUACAAUGGUGUAUAAAAAUCAACAAUGAUAUAUUGGGAUAUAAAACCAGGUUACUGUGCUUUACCUCUCAUUUGUUCAUGGUGCUAGUCUGUAACUAUCUAUUUACAUUUUUAUUUUAAAGGUUAACAAAUUUGCAGCAAAGGAGAAAGCUAGUUGAAAUAGGAAAAGACGAUCAGCCCCUAACCCAAGAGUGAAAGGCAAAGAUGUUACAUGAUUCUUGAAAUUUUCAUUUUGUUCAAAAAUAUUUUUUCACUGAGGAAAAGAAUGAGAAUUGUACAGAAAUGUCUUAUAUAUUUCUUGGUUUCCAAAGAGCAUGUUAAAUAUAUGUUGUGUUUAGGUUUUGGUUUAGUAUGCUACCUGUAGUCGUUGUAGGUAGCUCAGUGAUUGAAUCCAUCCUAACAUAGAAACCACUCCUAACCCUGAAAACAUUGGAGCCAAUAAACUUGCAGCAUGCUCUGAGCCCUGACCUAAUUGGUUGGUUGGUCUUUUAGGUCAUAAUCACAUCAUGUAACAGUAAGCAGAAUCUAAUGUUACAGUAGUGAGGUUAGGAAUUUUUUUUCAAUCUAAAAUUGUUCCUUUCUCUCUAAUAAAAACAUCUGAAACUCAAGACAUCUUUAAGAAUUUGUUUCAACAGCAUGCUGGAAGAUGGUGGAUCUUAUUUUGGCCCAGAAGAUUUUUUCCCCCUCCUUCUAAAUUGAUUGUCAACAGAUGUGGAAGCCGCAUCAGUUUCAGGUUCUUGAGUCACUAGGCAGAGAGAUGAAUCUCCUUAAGAUUGGCACUUGGCAAAACAAUGACACUGCAACUAUCUGGCUUAUGAAAUUCAGUGUUCUUUGGCUUUUCAGUCAAAACUGUUGUAGAGCCAGUGCAAUAUGGACUGCUUACAUGAACUUAUCAUUUCAUGUUGGUAACCGCAUAUUGUCAGAGUUGGGGGAGACUGGAGUCUUUGGGAAAAGCUCCUCUUUGAAGAGAGUGACAGGAGUUCUACUGCCACCUGAGGGAAAAGUUCAAAAUGCAUGUAAUCCUCGAACCAGCUUCAGGAGAUCCACGAAUGCAGAGAUGUGGCUUGCGCUUAUUGAACGGGGAAGUUGUACCUUCACACAGAAAAUUAAGGUGGCAACUGAGAAAGGAGCCAGUGGAGUGAUUGUCUAUAACUUUCCGGGAACUGGCAAUCAGAUUUUCCCCAUGUUUCAUAAGGCGUUCGAAGACACUGUGGUGGUUAUGAUUGGUAGCUUAAAAGGCAUGGAAAUUUUGCACUUAAUUCAGGAGGGAGUUCGGGUGACAGUCACAGUGGAGGUAGGGAGAAAACACAUCAUCUGGUUGAAUCACUAUUUUAUCUCCUUUAUGAUCGCCACGACUGCUAUUUUAACAUAUUUCAUCUCUUACCAUGUUCGAAGAGUUUGGGUAGCAAGGAUGCAGAACAGGAGGUGGCAACGAUUAACCACCAAUCUCAAGAGAGCUUUCAGCCAGCUUCAACUUCGAGUAUUAAAAGAAGGGGAUGAAGAAUUAAAUCCUAAUGGGGAUAACUGUGUAGUGUGCUUUGAACCCUAUAAGCCAAAUGAUACGAUUCGAAUUCUGACUUGUAACCAUUUCUUCCACAAGAAUUGUAUUGACCCCUGGAUCCUAGCCCACGGCACAUGCCCCAUGUGCAAAUGUGAUAUUCUGAAAGCUUUGGGGAUUCCAGGGGAUAUUGAAAAUGGAACUGAAUCUCUGCAAGUUCUAAUGGCAAGUGAAUUGCUGGAAGCAGCAACACCUCGGGAAGAGGAGGCCAAUAAUGAACUUCCUCCUGCAAGAAGGUCAGAUAAAGUGACCCAAGUAGAUGAGCACCCUACAUCUCCAAGUAAUGACAGCCAGCCUGACUCAAUAGUUGGACCCGUCCAUCCCUCACCUUGACAUAGUGACCUUGGAGAAAGUGGAUUAAACCUGUCUGUCAAAUCAGGUCCAAACAGAAAAGUAGUUUGAGUGUGUUCUUCAUGUCCUUUUCUAUUUUGAUAACUUUUUACUUUAUCAGUCUUCAAAGACAGCAAAAAAGGCCUACUGGGAUAUUUUUAUUUUUAUUUUUUGACUUAUUGUCCAAGUAUGCUAUUCUAUUGUGUGUGCAAUGUUCAUUUCUGUGUCCCUUUCCUGUUAAAACCAAGCAAAGCCCUUUGU